Messenger RNA from Elgaria multicarinata webbii, 1023 nucleotides. It is a transcript of the gene C1QTNF1, whose product is annotated as C1q and TNF related 1. Bases 158 to 976 code for a protein of 272 amino acids. The transcript is spliced from 4 exons. Lineage: Eukaryota; Metazoa; Chordata; Lepidosauria; Squamata; Anguidae. The record is from RefSeq and is a predicted model, not a curated record. Gene Ontology annotation, molecular function: protein binding.
AGGACAGCCAGGCUUCCCUCCUCCUCCUCUGUAGUCCACUAGCAGGAGGGGGUGGAAGCGUCUCCUCAGAGGGGGAUGCUCUAAAAGACCCAAGAGGCAAGGUGGUCAAGCAGUGCCCCUGGCAGCCUGGAGUCCUGCCUCCGAGACGCCCGCAGCAAUGAAGGCACCACUGGCACCAAGUGCCCUUUUGCUCCUCUGUCUGCUGUUCCAGGCUUAUUGCAAUGAUGGGGAUGUGGAAGAGACGGCUGGAGUGACACCACCCCCACCACCCCAGCAUCACACUUCCAGGACUGAGAAUGACUACGAGAAAUACAGCAAGCGGCCGAGAGGUUCUGAGUGUGUGCGCUGUUGUGAUCCUCCUGAGCGCUUCACAGCACACCCUGCCUACCAGCCUUUACCUCAGAUCAAUAUGACCAUCCUGAAAGGUGAGAAAGGGGACCGUGGUGAGCGUGGCCCUCAAGGCAAGUUGGGCAAGGGCGGUUCUGCAGGGAGCAAAGGCCAAGUAGGCCUCAAGGGGCAAAAGGGAAACAUGGGCUCUCCAGGGGAGCGGUCCAAGACCAACUACGCUGCCUUUUCGGUGGGCCGGAGGAAACCCCUGCACAGCAAUGACUACUAUCAGACCCUCGUCUUUGACACAGAGUAUGUGAACCUCUACAGCCACUUCAACAUGUUCAUGGGCAAGUUCUAUUGCUAUGUGCCUGGCAUAUAUUUCUUCAGUCUCAACGUUCAUACUUGGAACCAGAAGGAGACCUACCUUCACAUCAUGCACAACGGGGUUGAAGCGGCCAUCUUGUAUGCGCAAGCUAGUGACCGAAGCAUCAUGCAGAGCCAGAGCCUCAUGCUGGAGCUGCAGGACCAAGAUGAAAUCUGGAUUCGGCUCUUCAAGGGUGAGCGCGAAAAUGCCAUUUUCAGCGAUGAAUAUGAUACGUACAUUACCUUCAGUGGAUACCUAAUUAAGCCCAGCUCUGAGCCCUGAAUCUGCAGGCAGAUGGACAAAAUGAUACUAAGAACUUCACAAUGCUU